CUUCUCCAGCUCGGUGUUUAUAGACGGGACUCGGUUGAGCUCAUAAUUAUUCUCCACUCAGUUGUUGAUACUGUCGUUUCUCAUUGUCGUUGACCAGACGCACUACUAAAUUGUUUUCUUACAAACCGAACAUUUCCAAUUGGCAAACUGAGCAGACUGGUCAUGGUUUCAGUUCCCCUCAUUGGACGUCUCAAGGGGCACGAAUACGCAGCUCUCGUUGGGGGCUUCUUCUUCCUCGUCAUCGAAAACGCCCUCCGCUUCAUCAUAAUGCUCCUCCCCAUACCCAUCAUCCAGUGGUUCUACGAUCGCUCUAGUACCCUCUUUCACCGUUUCUCCACCAAACACGCAAAGGGCAAGUCCAAGGCGGAAGAUGUUGCUGACGCUAUCAGGCAAGCAAAGGAUUUUGGAGAGCUAUGUCGGUAUUGGGGUUACACGCAUGAGGAACAUGUUGUUUUGACGAAGGAUGGGUAUUUGUUGGGCUUGCAUAGGCUGCCGACGAAGAGGGGUCAGAGGAAACGAAGUCCUGGGACGAGCACGGGAAAGCCGGUGGUGUAUCUCCAUCAUGGGUUACUCAUGAACAGCGAAGUAUGGGUGUGUUUAACAGACGCGGAGAGAUGCUUGCCGUUUGUCCUUGCAGAACAAGGCUUCGACGUAUGGCUGGGUAAUAACCGAGGGAACAAGUACUCCAAAAAGUCGGUUCAUCAUGACCCGAAUUCGCCCAAGUUUUGGAACUACAGCCUCGAUGAUUUUGCUUGGCAUGAUAUUCCUGAUUCCAUUCAGUAUAUUCUGGAUAUCACCAAGUCAAACAGCUUGAGCUAUGUUGGUUUCAGCCAGGGUACCGCACAGGCAUUUGCUGCACUCAGCAUUCAUCCGCAGUUGAAUGAGAAGGUGAACGUCUUCAUUGCACUGGCACCUGCUAUGAGCCCGGCGGGAUUGGCGGCUCCACUUGUUGAUGGUCUCAUGAAAGCUUCCCCGACACUCAUGUAUCUAUUCUUCGGACGCAAAGCCAUUCUAUCUUCUACAACAACCUGGCAAGCCAUCAUGUACCCACCCAUCUUCGCAAGCGUCAUCGACACUUCCUUGCGUUUCCUCUUCAACUGGCACAGUCACAACAUCUCAUAUCUCCAGAAGAUAGCCGCAUAUGCCCAUCUCUACUCCUUCGCGUCCGUCAAGUCCGUCGUGCAUUGGUUCCAGAUCAUGCGCGAGGGCGCGUUCCAGAUGUUCGACGACGAUGUCAGCGCGUUUAGCUCUCCUGGUGGGCGUGCGUACCGACCUGCGAGGUUUCCAACGAAGAAUAUCGUCACAUCGAUCGUGUUGUUGUAUGGAGACAAGGAUAGCCUCGUGGACAUACAGAUGAUGCUCAAAGAACUCCCGGAUCACACGAUUGUCAAACGUCUGGCUGGGUAUGAACAUUUGGACAUUCUUUGGGGGAAGGAUGUUGAUAAGGAUGUUAUUCCGGAGGUUGUGAACGCCUUGAAGUUGCACUGCGACUCGUGCGGGAGUCCGGACCAGUUCAAGGAUGGGUUCAAAGCUUUUGAAAGGUAAUCAUGGGGGACAUUUAUAUAGUUAUUGAUACAUAGCGGACGGUUGAUUUAUUCUUUCUGUAAUCCUUCAGGUAUAGAUACUUACAUUCAUCUGGUAAUGUAGUACUGAUCGACGGUGGUGGUAUAUGAAAUCUUUACGGUAUAAUUGCGACUAUCGACAGGUUAUAAAUCCUCCCGGACCGACUCAGCGCAUUUUUUAGACUUUUUAGACCGCUUUUCACUUUUAGACUCGGACUUGA
Suillus paluster is the source of this 1783-nucleotide messenger RNA. Its product is annotated as Alpha/Beta hydrolase protein. Gene Ontology annotation, biological process: lipid metabolic process. The coding region runs from base 163 to 1545 and encodes 460 amino acids. Gene Ontology annotation, molecular function: hydrolase activity, acting on ester bonds. NCBI's taxonomy places the organism in Eukaryota, Fungi, Basidiomycota, Agaricomycetes, Boletales, Suillaceae. The record is from RefSeq and is a predicted model, not a curated record. The transcript has 3 exons.